CUCAAUUCGUGUGACGUAGUAUGGAUCUCCCGCAUUGCGAGAGCACGGUAGAUGCGCGCAUGUAAGCAGAUCUAUGUUCUUGUAACAACGACAUCUAGCUUCACUGCUCAGACGACAUAUAAUAUAAUGCCAGUAGCAGUCGUGACAGGCGCGAACAGUGGCAUUGGCCACGCGUUUGCCAACAUUCUCAUCAGCGAAGGCUAUGAAGUGCAUGCCGCCGACAUAAACGUGGGCGAGAAGCUACAAGGUCUCCAAUGCAGACUCCACCGUCUCGACGUAACCCAACCCGAAUCAAUCGCAGGCUUCGCAACCCAACUCGCCGGAAAGCCCGUCGACGUGCUCCUGAACGUAGCCGGCAUAAUGGCCAGCCAAGGCACCGACGAACUCACAACCAUCACCAAAGAAACCCUAACCAAAAUCUUCGAAGUCAACGCCUUCGGCCCCCUCCUCCUAACCCAAGCCCUCCUGAAAAACCUCCUCGAAUCCUCAAACCCACGAGUCGGGAUUGUGAGUAGUCGAGUCGGAAGCAUGGGGGAUAAUAGCACGGGAGGAAACUAUGCGUACCGAGCUUCGAAAGCUGCGGUGAACAGUUUUGGGAAGAGUUUGGCGGUGGAGUUGCAGGGGAAGAAUGUUGUGGUGAGUUUGUUGCACCCGGGGAUUGUGAGGACGGGGCUGAAUCCUGAUACGCAACCUGGACCGGAGACGGUUGAGCCUGAGGAGGCGGCGAUGAAGUUGUGGGGGGUGUUUUUGUCGAAGUCGUUGGAGGAGACGGGCAAGUUUUGGCAUAGAGAGGGAUAUGAGUUGCCGUGGUAAGAGCUGGGAGACGCCAUCGUGGAAGGCGGAGAAUUGGAUUUUGUGGUAGAGGAGCGAGAGCUCGAUUAUGUGAGACGAGCUGCAUAUCUUGUAUGCAGAAAAACGGAUGGGGAACAGCUGUAGAAGAAUUCUCAGAGAUUGGAGAACAAACAGCUACGAGGAAAGGCUAUCCAACAAAACCAGAUGUCGAGAUGCUGUAGAUGAAGAACGGUAUCGAAUAUGAGAAAUGAAACACAUAU
Pseudocercospora fijiensis CIRAD86 is the source of this 1052-nucleotide messenger RNA. RefSeq lists its product as uncharacterized. The record is from RefSeq and is a predicted model, not a curated record. The transcript is spliced from 4 exons. NCBI's taxonomy places the organism in Eukaryota, Fungi, Ascomycota, Dothideomycetes, Mycosphaerellales, Mycosphaerellaceae. Gene Ontology annotation, molecular function: oxidoreductase activity, acting on the CH-OH group of donors, NAD or NADP as acceptor. The coding region runs from base 127 to 813 and encodes 228 amino acids.